AUGGAGUUUACUGAAGAAGACGUUUGCAAAUUAUUUGAUGAUGAAGAAACAACAAAUAACAAUACAACAAAAAACAAUGACAUUACAAUACUUUUCUCCAUCAAUGAUAAGACAAUUAAUGGUGGUUUGGCAAGGAUUGAAUGUUUACCAAACGGUUUUAAUGUUAAUGGCAAACGAUCUCCUAGCAACACCACUCAUAAUGUCUUUGUUUCUGAUCAACUUAAAGUUCAACUUUUUAAACCACUAGAUAUUGAUGGUUCAUCACUUGUUUGUCAGUUAUUUAUUAACGAAACUCUCCAUACAGAAAAAGCCUUUAACGAAUUACACGAAUGUAAUUUGACAAUUCCAAGAUGUAACAAAGGAGGAAGCAAUGGCAAAUCUCGUAUUGGUUAUUUGAAACUUGUUCAAAAACAAGGAGAACAAGUCAAGCUUGUUGGUUUAUCAAACAACUUUUGGAUUAGAACAAAGACUAGAAAAGAGACCGUCACCAAUGAUAAAAAGACAACAGAAGACAAGAAACUGAAAAAGCGAGAAUAUGAAGAAGACUCUGAAAGUAGUUACAGCAGUGACUCGAAGAGAAAGAAGCAACCGGCUAUUGAUAUUAAUAUUAUUCCUGCACAAGACCAAACAAACCUUUUCGAAGAAAAUCAAGGGCUCAAGAAGAGAGUUGCCGAGUUGGAAAAGUUAGUAAGCGAUAUUCUAACUGGAAAAUUGCAAUUUGAUCAAAAUUCAAUUCCUUCUGCGCUUACUCAACAAAUCCCUAGUACAAUGAGUCAAUUAACCAAAAUUACAAAACCAAGACCUUCACCACUUUCUGUUCCAUUAUUGACAAGUAAUACUUUUGGCAUGUGUUCUCCAACCAAUUUGAUGGCAUCAAGUUGUUCAUCACCUGGAUUGGAUAUUUCGCCAACAUUCUUCAUUACAAGCCCACCAAGGACUGGGUUUGAAAAUAUAGAUUAUCCAUCAAACUAUUCAUUCGAGGAUAUGAGUGACUUUUUUUAA
Molecule: messenger RNA, 1002 nt
Organism: Naegleria gruberi
Lineage: Eukaryota; Heterolobosea; Eutetramitea; Acrasida; Naegleriidae
Exons: 2
Coding region: 1-1002 (333 amino acids)
Source: RefSeq, a predicted model, not a curated record